AUGGAGCCACAGGGCAGGCCGAGGCAGGAAUGCCGCUUUUACGAAAAUAGGUUCCCGGAGGUGGACGAGGUGGUCAUGGUGCAAGUGAAGCACAUCGCGGAGAUGGGCGCGUACGUGUCCCUGCUGGAGUACAACAACAUCGAAGGGAUGAUUCUGCUCUCAGAGCUCUCCCGGAGGCGCAUCAGGUCCAUCGCGAAGCUCAUCAAGGUCGGCCGCCAGGAGCCCGUCAUGGUGCUGCGCGUGGACAAGGAGAAGGGUUACAUCGACCUGUCGAAGCGCCGCGUGUCCCCGGAGGAGGCCGCGCAGUGCGAGGAGCGCUACAACAAGUCCAAGCUCGUCCACUCCAUCAUGCGCCACGUCGCGGAGGUCACGCCGGGCGCGUCGCUGGAGAACCUGUACACGACCAUCGCGUGGCCGCUCUACAAGAAGUUCGGGCACGCGUACGAGGCGUUCAAGCGCGCCGCCACGGAGCCCGAGCUCGUCUUCGGCGGCCUCGAGAGCAUCGACGAGGAGGUCAAGCAGACGCUGCUGAAGGACGUGAAGCGGCGGAUGACGCCGCAGCCGCACAAGAUCCGCGCGGACGUCGACAUGACGUGCUUCCAGUACGACGGCGUGAUCGCGAUCCGCGAGGCGAUGCGCGCCGCGCAGGCGUGCGGCACCGAGGAGGCGCACGUGGAGAUGAAGCUGAUCGCGGCGCCGCUGUACGUGCUCACGACGCAGACGCUCAACAAGAGCGAGGGCCUCGCGGCGCUCGAGAAGGCCGUCGCGGAGGCCAAGCGCGUGAUCGAGUCCAAGCGGGGGAAGCUGGUGAUCAAGGAGGCGCCCAAGGUGGUCACCGCGGAGGACGACCGCGCGCUGCUGGAGCAGAUGGCGGCGCUCGAGGCCGCGAACCGCGAGGUCGACGGCGACGCGGACGGCAGCAGCGACGAGGACGACGGCAUGACGUACGACGAGAAGGGGCCCGCGCUCGCCGUGCAGGGCUGA
Messenger RNA from Pedinophyceae sp. YPF-701, 984 nucleotides. Lineage: Eukaryota; Viridiplantae; Chlorophyta; Pedinophyceae. The record is from the annotation of a GenBank genome assembly.